Molecule: messenger RNA, 477 nt
Organism: Sinocyclocheilus grahami
Lineage: Eukaryota; Metazoa; Chordata; Actinopteri; Cypriniformes; Cyprinidae
Product: CTP synthase 1-like
Exons: 6
Biological process (GO): CTP biosynthetic process; pyrimidine nucleobase biosynthetic process
Cellular component (GO): cytoplasm; cytoophidium
Molecular function (GO): identical protein binding; CTP synthase activity
Source: RefSeq, a predicted model, not a curated record
UAUGUUGACUCUGCAGAUUUGGAGGCCAGUGCACUGCAGGAAGAGCCAGUGAGGUACCAUGAGGCCUGGCAGAAACUCUGCAGCGCCAAUGGUAUUUUAGUACCUGGAGGUUUUGGAGUACGAGGGACGGAGGGCAAGAUUCAAGCCAUCAGCUGGGCCAGGAAACAGAAGAAGCCCUUCCUGGGUGUGUGUUUGGGGAUGCAGCUCGCUGUGUGUGAAUUUGCUAGAAACAUGUUGGAUUGGAAAGAUGCUAACUCCACCGAAUUUGACCCAGAAACAAAACAUCCUGUGGUGAUUGACAUGCCAGAGCACAAUCCAGGGCAGAUGGGAGGAACUAUGCGGCUGGGGAAAAGGAGAACCAUUUUCAAAACCCAAAACAGCAUACUUAGAAAACUUUAUGGAGAUGUAGAUUAUGUCGAGGAAAGACACCGGCAUCGCUUUGAGGUACAUCGUCAUUUAUACAUGCAUACAAUGUAA